UGUCGGAUUGACAAACGGGAACAACCGGAGGGAGCGUCGAAAUAUGGCGGAAAGUACGGAAGUGAGUUAUUUCGAUUUGAGAGUGGUCCACGAUCAUUUCGAACGUGCUCUCAUUGAGGACGAUGACAUUGAUAUUAAGGCCUACUUGGACGCGUAUAACGAAUUAAACAAAUUUUUCCAGCUCAUGGGAAGCGUAUUCAGCUUUGUCUCCUCCGAUUUGAAGCAGAAAAUUGAUAUAUUAUCGGAAAAGGUGAAAACGGAUGGAGAUAAUUACACAACGAUCAAGUCGAUGAUUAGUUAUGAAAAACAACGCAAGAUCUUGAAGUCCGACUCGAGUAAUGGGGCUCGCACGCUGCUACGGCUACAUCGUGGGCUAGAUUUUAUUAGAGAAUUCAUGCAACGCUUGGGUGACUUAACCGAUGCGGAGAAGACAUCCAGCUGUUGUCAAGAAGCUUAUGGCAAAACAUUAGCAAAGCAUCAUCCUUGGGUUGUGCGAACCGCAGCUGUUGUAGCAAUGUACACAUUGCCUACACGAGAAGCUUUACUAAAAAAGGUCUGCGGAGAACAUGUUCAGCGCAAUGUUGAUAUUUUACCGAAAAUGUUAGAGCCACCGGAUUCACGGAAAUGUUUCACUCAACAUCUCUUGACGUUACGUUGUUCCGUGUUCGCCUGCUUGAGGGAGACUACUCCUGUCCACAGCGAAACGACCUACGCCAGCGAUACGAGUUCUACGACGUAACGUUUUUCUCGGUUGCAAGCUGAUAGCCACGUAUUCCUGCACAUUCCUAGAUGCAUUUGGUGCGAAACUCUUCCGUACCUCGCGAUCGCGCGGCGCCCCGCCUGGCGGCGGGUUUUCGAAUUAAGAAAUCGAGGAGACAAUGUUGCACGCCGAGGGAAACGCGACUAAAUCUGGAGUACGCAAAUAUCCCGAUCUUCCGCUAUGGCGGACUCGACGGGAGCAUAAUGCGUCGUAUUUGCGAGUGAGAAACCCGCGAGUGACGCAAAAGCGAUGGGUUCGAAGAAAAUGGCAUCGGUUUAACCUAAUUCUCGGAUUUGGUGGCGUCACUGCGCCGGUGACCGGACUACCGGCGAAAAUGGCCGCCAGGAGAGUCACGUAAUUAAAUAAAAAACAGUAACCGAAACACUGGCUCGGUGACUCAGGACGACGUAAUCUGCGAGCAUCGAUUGCCGAAAUCCUCUAAGAAUGCCAGCUAAACGGGUCGGAAUCCGCCCGAGAUGAGAAACUCUAAACCGAGGAAGGGCGCCGCCAUUUUGGAUCUUCCUACCUAGGACCUCCCGACGCCAACCCUUAAACGUGGACUUUUUAUUUUCAUCACACCCCUGAAACUGGUAUCAGGGCCGAAAUCUACAUAAUUAAGUGCUGCCCAGGACGAGCGACGCGCUGGUACCUCAGCCGCCAUUUUGGUACCCACGAGCUGCGCGGCAAAAAGCGUCGUCUCGUUGUACUCGGAAAUCCGAGGUGUCUCGAA
Orussus abietinus is the source of this 1490-nucleotide messenger RNA. RefSeq names its product ceramide-1-phosphate transfer protein. Gene Ontology annotation, cellular component: cytosol; membrane; cytoplasm. NCBI's taxonomy places the organism in Eukaryota, Metazoa, Arthropoda, Insecta, Hymenoptera, Orussidae. Gene Ontology annotation, molecular function: ceramide 1-phosphate transfer activity; ceramide 1-phosphate binding. Gene Ontology annotation, biological process: ceramide transport; intermembrane lipid transfer. The coding region runs from base 44 to 739 and encodes 231 amino acids. The transcript is spliced from 7 exons. The record is from RefSeq and is a predicted model, not a curated record.